AUGAUGGCCUUGCAGGAAAGUCCUCUCCCGUCAAACAGGUUCAGUUUUCCGGCACUGAACAGCAGCUGCACCGUGGACGUGGUUGCAAUUGUGGAUGCAUGGCCGCUGGGGAAGCUUCUCAGACCUUCAAAAAUCAAUCUGUGUGACGGAUUGGCACAAAUACCAAUUGUGCUCAACGAACCGAGCUGCUGGUUAGCAAAGGUAAAGGGAACGCAUCUCGUGAGGAAGUCCGGUCUAGGAAGGGCAGACACAUUUUUCAGAAUCACCACAGUGAACAACUGGAACGAGCAAGCACCCAAAAGCGCCAGCAGUGCGCAAUGGAUAUCCCACACUCUUCUUGCUGGAGGCAGGCGUGUGACCAGGAUACCGGCCAAAACAACAACGAUGAUGGGCACCACCACGGCCACCACAAUCAGCAGCCAAAUGGGCACCAUGGUCUUGGACUCCUGGACAUACAUGUGCAUGAUGGAGGUGUCUCUAACAUCAAAGUCGCUUGUUCUGGGCGUUCCAAAAACACCAUAA
Molecule: messenger RNA, 522 nt
Organism: Ogataea philodendri
Lineage: Eukaryota; Fungi; Ascomycota; Pichiomycetes; Pichiales; Pichiaceae
Exons: 1
Coding region: 1-522 (173 amino acids)
Source: RefSeq, a predicted model, not a curated record